This is a messenger RNA of Chaetomium strumarium, 2559 nucleotides long. Its product is annotated as glycosyl hydrolases family 31-domain-containing protein. The record is from RefSeq and is a predicted model, not a curated record. Bases 1 to 2559 code for a protein of 852 amino acids. Gene Ontology annotation, molecular function: carbohydrate binding; hydrolase activity, hydrolyzing O-glycosyl compounds. Lineage: Eukaryota; Fungi; Ascomycota; Sordariomycetes; Sordariales; Chaetomiaceae. The transcript is spliced from 2 exons. Gene Ontology annotation, biological process: carbohydrate metabolic process.
AUGGCUAUGCGUUCCAUUCUAUCAGCGCUGCUCGUGGCUUCUGUCCGCGGGCAGAUCGCUGGACAGGUUGAGGGGUGCCCGGGCUACCGAGCGUCCAACGUGGUGCAAGGCGACUCCUACCUCGUUGCGGAUCUUACUUUGAUCGGCAACUGCAGCACGUACAGCAAGGAUGUCGAGAACUUGAAACUGCUCGUCGAGUAUCAGACUGACACACGCCUGCAUGUCCUGAUUGAGGAUGCUGGAAAUGAAGUGUACCAGAUUCAGGAGCACGUGCUACCUCGCCCAAAGAGCCAGAAUGCGACAGCAAAGGCCGCCGCUCUGAGAUUUAGCUUCACUGAGGAUCCCUUCACUUUCAACGUCACCAGGGCUGCGACCGGAGAGGUUUUGUUUGACACGUCCGACUCGCCUCUGAAUUUCGAAUCGCAGUAUGUUCGGCUCCGGACGAGCCUUCCGCAGAAUCCCAAUCUGUACGGCCUCGGCGAGCACUCGGACGAUUUCAGGCUGCAGACUGUGGGCUACACACGCACAUUCUGGAACGCGGAAUCGCCCUUCAUCCCGAACCGAGCCAACCUGUACGGCAGCCACCCGAUCUACUUUGAUCACCGGGGAGAUUCGGGCACCCAUGGCGUCUUCCUCCGUAACGCCAACGGCAUGGACGUCCGCAUCGACCACACUGAGUCAGGCCAGCAGUAUCUGGAAUACAACGCCAUCGGUGGCGUUGUCGAUCUCUACUUCCUCGCGGGGCCCGAGCCGGCCUCGGUCAGCAAGCAGUACGCCGAGGUCGUGGGUCUCCCCGCCAUGAUGCCCUACUGGAGCUUUGGCUUCCACCAGUGCAAGUAUGGUUGGCAGACAAUCGAACAUGUGACCGAGGUGAUCGCCAACUACUCGGCGGCCGGCAUCCCGCUCGAAGUCGUCUGGGGUGACAUCGACUACAUGGACUCCAAGCGCGACUUCACGACCGACCCUACCCGCUAUCCGCUGGACAAGGUGCGCUCUCUGGUGGAUUCCCUGCACCAGAACAACCAGCGCUACGUCCAGAUUCUCGACCCCGGCAUCAACCGGAUCGAUAACUACGGCACCUACAGCCGCGGCGCAGAGAAAGGUGCCUUCCUCCGCGCGGCAGACGGCAGCUACUACCGCGGGCUCCAGUGGCCCGGCGAGGUCGUCUGGCCGGACUGGUUCGCCCCUGCAACGCAAGAGUGGUGGACCAACGAAAUCCGCACCUUCUACGACCCAUCCAACGGCAUCGACGUCGACGGCCUGUGGACCGACAUGAACGAAGCAUCCAACAUGUGCGCCGACACGAACUGCCUGAGCCCUACCGAGUCCUUCUCCCCCUUGAAUUGGGACCCGCGCAAGCCGCCUCCGCGCGCGCGCCGCUCAGCCGAGCCUCCCAGUACUGAAACGGGCCUGGCAGACCGCAACUUGUUCAAACCGGCGUACCAGAUCGCCAACCAUCGCGGCGACCUGUCGUCGUACGCGCUCUGGACCAACAUCACCAACGCCGACGGCACGUACCAGUACGACACGCACAAUCUGUACGGCGUGAUGAUGGCGACGGCCACGCGGGCGGCGCUCCUCUCGCGCUCGCCCGCCAAGCGGCCCUUCGUGCUGACGCGCUCGUCCUUCGCGGGCGCGGGGCGGGCCGUGGCGCACUGGUUCGGCGACAAUGCGUCGACGUGGGACCACUACCGCACGGCGAUCCGGCAGAUGCUUGCCUUCGCGGCGCUGCACGCCAUGCCCAUGGUCGGGUCCGACGUGUGCGGGUUCAACGGGAAUGCCGAGGAGAAGAUGUGCGCGCGCUGGGCCGUCAUGGCCGCCUUCCAGCCCUUCUACCGGAACCACGCCGACGUGUCGGCGCCCGACCAGGAGUUCUACCGCUGGCCGCUCGUGGCCGACGCCGCCAAGAAGGCCAUUGACGUGCGCUACCGGCUGCUCGACUACGUGUACACGGCCAUGUGGCGGGCCAGCCAGGACGGCUCGCCCGCCGUGAGCCCGCUGUGGUUCUGGUAUCCCGGCGACGCGGCCACGUGGGCGGUGCAGACGCAGUGGUUCCUGGGCGACGCGCUGCUGGUCAGUCCUGUGGUAGACGACGACAGCCAGAGCGUGAGCUACUACCUGCCCCGGGACGUGUGGUACGACUUCUGGACGGGCGAGCGGGUGGUCAGCAACGGCGAGACCAGGACGGCCGACGCCGUGGGCUGGGCGGACAUCCCCGUGCAUAUCCGGGGCGGGUCCAUCGUGCCCAUGCGUGUGCAGUCGGCCAACACCACGGCGGAGUUGCGCAAGCAAAACUUUGUCGUCGCGGUUGCGCCUGGCGCCGACGGCAGUGCCAAGGGAGAGCUCUACUUGGAUGAUGGGGUGAGCUUGGACGUCUCCGACCAGCAUACGGUGAUCAGCUUCACCUACGACGGCAUGAACUUUGAGGCCAAGGGUAGCUUUGGGUAUUCCACGGAGUCGGUGGUCGAGAGGGUCGUUGUUCUUGGGGAGACCGGAGAGAAGAAGCAGACCCUGGAGGGGCCGUGGGGAUUGGAUAAGGCUUUUGGAUUUCGCAUCUAA